Messenger RNA from Eurypyga helias (sunbittern), 1131 nucleotides. RefSeq names its product chromosome unknown open reading frame, human C18orf25 (gene ARK2N). Gene Ontology annotation, molecular function: ubiquitin protein ligase activity. Gene Ontology annotation, biological process: ubiquitin-dependent protein catabolic process. The transcript has a single exon. The coding region runs from base 95 to 838 and encodes 247 amino acids. Lineage: Eukaryota; Metazoa; Chordata; Aves; Eurypygiformes; Eurypygidae. The record is from RefSeq and is a predicted model, not a curated record.
GGCUGCUGUACUGCUGACGUCGCUGUCUAGUUCACCGAGUCUUCCAGACCACGUGCUUCAUGCUUUGAGUCCGGGAGGACCUUGGUGUUCUGAAAUGAAGAUGGAGGCAGUGGGAAAAGCAGAAGAAAUAGUUGAUUCGGAAGUUCCACCAAAGAGUUCUGAAAAGCGAGAGACUGCUCCUGAUGAAGAUGGACCUAUAGAACUGGAGACACAGACUGAGAAAGACGACGUGCCCGCUGCAGCGGACUCCGCGGUGCUCUCCUCAAUGCCUUGCCUACUGAUGGAACUGAGGCGAGACUCCUCGGAGUCUCAGUUAGCGUCUACAGAGAGUGAUAAGCCAGCGGAUGGUCAAGUUUAUGAGAGUGACUCUUCUAACCAUUGCAUGCUUUCCCCUUCUUCCAGUGGGAAUUUGGCUGACUCGGAUACAUUAUCGUCCACAGAAGAGAAUGAGCCCUGUCAAGCUGAAGCUUCUGUAGAGGGAGACCCUUCUGCGGUAUCUGGGUCUGCAGCGGGGAGGAAAUCCAGGCGAUCCAGGUCUGAAAGCGAAACUUCAACAAUGGCUGCCAAGAAAAACCGACAGUCUACUGAUAAGCAGAAUGGUCGAGUUACCAAGGUAAAAGGUCAUCGAAGCCAAAAGCACAAAGAAAGAAUCCGGCUCUUAAGACAGAAGCGAGAGGCAGCUGCUCGCAAGAAGUACAACCUGCUGCAGGACAGCAGUACCAGCGACAGUGACCUGACGUGUGACUCGAGCACGAGUUCAUCAGAUGAUGAAGAGGUUUCAGGGAGCAGCAAGACAAUCACUGCAGAGAUACCAGGUAGAGGAUGUUUUUUAAACUGAGCUGUAACGCAUCUGACAUCGUUUCUCAGCUGUCAUGCUAAAUUAGAUGAGUGACACUUGAGCAAAACCAGGAGAACUGCAGCUCUGUGUAAAUUUGAAGACUGCAGUAUAUUAACAAGACAUGGGCAAAAUUUUAAAUCUGUUCUGAGGUUUUAGCGCAGUUUUGCACACCAGCAAAGCAUAGGAAUGGUAAAUUGGAGGAAGGACUAUCUUUGAAUCUUGAAUUCUGGAAUUUUCAGAUCUGUUUCUUUGUAAGCCUAUCUGAGCUCCUAUGAGUGUUGUCAAAACCCAUU